AUGUCCAUGUAUCCGCACCGAGGCAUGGGAGGCGUCCCACCCGGAGGGAACGGCGCGUCCCGCUUGAACGAGCUGCUCGACAACAUCCGCUCCGAGUUCGAGACCCAGGUUCGCCAAUGCGAAAACUACGAGCACCAGAUUCAAACCCAGGUCAAUGAAAUGCAAUUGGUUCGUGAGAAGGUCUACGCGAUGGAGCAAACCCACAUGGCGCUCAAGCAGAAGUUUGAAGAAGAGGUCACCCAUCUCCGCCGACAGCUCGAACAGGCCAGAGGUGGCGCUCCCCAGGGCGCCAUGGUCGGCCCGCCUCCCCAUCAGGGUCCUCCACAAGCUCCUCCCCCGGCCAUCGGCAUGGGCACCAAUGCCUUCAGCGCCAUCAUGUCCGGCCAGGGUGGCCAGGGCGGUCCUAUCCCCCCGCCCCCUCCUCCGCCUCAGGAGCAGCAGGGCCCUCCUCACCAGAUGCCGCAGCCUCCCCCAGGGCUCCAGGGCCCUCCGCCGCCCCCUCCACCGCCAUCACAGGCGCCCCCUUUCCAGCAGCAGUACCCCCAAGGCCCAGCUCCGGGUGGUUUCCCAUCCCAGCCUCCCCAGAGCACCGCCAGCCCCGGCCCCGGUAAGCGCGGCGGCCCCGGUAGACCGCCAGCUGGUGGUCCCGCGACUCCUCAGAUCAACACUCCAAUUCCGUAUCCGGGACCCGGAGGCCCGGGCCAGUCUCCUCAGGUCGGCACCCACCCGACCCCGGACCACGCCAGGAUGGCCCAGCCGCACCAUCCUCCCAACAACGCCCUUGGUGAUCUCGAUGUCGAGCACCUGGUCCACACCCUGGCGCACGAGAGCGUUGUCUGCUGCGUUCGCUUCAGCAUGGAUGGCAAGUACGUCGCGACUGGAUGCAACAAGUCUGCCCAAAUCUACGACAUCGUCUCUGGAGACAAGAUCUGCGUGCUGCAGGACGAUAAUGCCGACACUGGCGGCGACUUGUACAUCCGAAGCGUCUGCUUUAGCCCCGACGGCAAGUACCUUGCCACCGGUGCCGAGGACAAGUUGAUCCGGGUCUGGGACAUCCAGAGUCGCACUAUCCGAAACACAUUCUCUGGCCACGAGCAGGAUAUUUACAGCCUGGACUUCUCUCGUGAUGGCCGGACUAUUGCAUCGGGCAGUGGCGACCGCACAGUCCGACUUUGGGAUAUCGAGACAUCCAACAGUGUGCUGACACUCACUAUUGAGGAUGGCGUCACUACUGUUGCCAUCUCUCCCGACUGUCGACUCGUCGCAGCUGGUUCCCUCGACAAGAGCGUUCGUGUCUGGGAUAUUGCUACGGGCCACCUUGUUGAACGCUUAGAGGGCCCUGACGGUCACAAGGACAGUGUCUAUAGUGUCGCAUUCUCCCCAAGUGGGAAGGACCUUGUGAGCGGCAGUCUGGACAGGACCAUCAAGAUGUGGGAGCUUAGCUCCUCCCGGCCUGGACAAAUGAACCAAGCCCCCAAGGGUGGACGAUGUGUCAAGACGUUUGAAGGCCACCGGGACUUCGUUCUCUCUGUUGCUUUGACGCCAGAUGCCCAGUGGGUCAUGUCAGGGUCCAAGGACCGAGGGGUGCAAUUCUGGGACCCCAGAACCGGAAACACCCAAGUCAUGCUGCAGGGCCACAAGAACAGUGUCAUUUCCGUGGCACCGAGCCCCACCGGGAACUACUUCGCCACUGGCUCCGGAGACAUGCGCGCUCGUAUUUGGUCGUACACCCGAACCGGCCCUUAG
This is a messenger RNA of Diaporthe citri, 1746 nucleotides long. RefSeq lists its product as uncharacterized. The record is from RefSeq and is a predicted model, not a curated record. The transcript has 5 exons. Gene Ontology annotation, molecular function: protein binding. The coding region runs from base 1 to 1746 and encodes 581 amino acids. NCBI's taxonomy places the organism in Eukaryota, Fungi, Ascomycota, Sordariomycetes, Diaporthales, Diaporthaceae.